AUUGUUGUAAGAACAGUCCGAAUUAAAGCCCUCGACCACGUAUCUGGACACACAAAACAUAUGAUUUCCUCGCAGUGUAAACAAAGUCUUCGUCCAAGAGAAAGAGGACACUUCUGUAACGCAAUUUCCCAACUCCCAUAGGCUUCUGAUUGAAUUCUGAGAUGCCCCUCCUCUACAGUGUCAUUGCACGGGGCACAACUGUACUGGCCCGCUAUGCCACCUGUGCUGGGAACUUUGCAGAGGUCACGGAGCAGAUCCUAACCAAGAUAGCACCCGGGGAGACGGGGAGGCUUACCUACUCUCACGCCUCCUAUCUCUUCCAUUACGUGGCGCAGGAUGGAGUGGUGUACUUGUGCAUUACAGAUGAUGAAUUCGAACGACAGCGAGCUUUCCUUUUUCUCGAAGACAUCAAACAGAGGUUCCAGGCAACGUAUGGCUGCCGAGUUCACACAGCACUUCCCUAUGCCAUGAACAGUGAAUUUGCCCAGGUACUGGCAACGCAGAUGAAGCACUACACGGAGUCUAGGGACAUUGACAACAUCUCGCGCUUGCAAGGGGAAGUCAGUGAUGUGAAGGACAUUUUAGUGAAGAAUAUUGAAAGCUUGGCCAGUAGAGGAGAGAGACUUGAACUACUAAUCAACAAGACAGAGAACCUCAACACAUCAGCAGUAACAUUUAAGACCACAAGUCGGACCUUGGCACGAAGCCUAUGGUGGAAGAACGUGCGCAUCAUUUUAUUCAUAAUCUUAGGCGUAGGGGCAAGCAUCUAUAUAAUUGGAGCUAUGAUCUGUGGUCUAGCAUGGCAAAACUGCCCUGGACAGUAGAACAAAGCAUUUAGAACUGGAUUACAGAUUAAGGCCUACACAGCUUCAGAAGUGUUGGAGACAGCGAAGGUGUCAGAGUCGCCAAAUUCAGCUGUUUUCCCCUACAGAUAUUGUCUCAAGACUUCUGUGUGGGAAUGCUACCUUGUAUUAAAUAGCAAGCUAAAAUCUUCAUCUGAGGCUUUUGAUAUUUAUAGAAAGAACUUGUAAUACUCCAUGUGAUUGGGUCUAUAUACUACAUCUACAUGGGAUCAUAAGUAUGCUCUUAUUAAACACACACAUAUACGUUUUUAUUUUGUCGGUCUUGAUUAUCCUUUUUGUAACAGUAAUGCCACUAUUUUUCAUACAUGUCAUGAUCAUUUAAUGUAGUUUUUUUUUCUGAGGUAUGAUAUAAAGUAUGUAUUGAAGUCAUAUUUAUACUCUCUAGGAUAUGUUGUAAAUUUGUCCAUUAUUAUAGAAUUUUAUAGUUUUACUUAGAUAGGAUUUGUCAUUCUCCCUGUUUGACCAAGCCCCAACACUUGCACUCGCAAGAUCUGUAGCCAGUAGAGUUUAUAGUAUGUGCUUAGAGUGUGUAUGUGUAUACUGCUAUGUGAGGAAAGAAUUUGUGUACUUGAGAAUGUUUGGAAGUGUGCAAAGAGAAUCUCGGAAGAUGAGGGAUCUUUAUAGAAGGGGACCCUGAUGUGUGGGUGGGUAUUUGUAUGUGCAUGUACCUCUAGAAUGCUGUUGAUGUUUAAGAGUGGCAACUGCAGUUCAUUGAUUACUUCUGGCUUCAUUGUAUUGAUUAGGACAAUUGGUAAUGCCAUGUUUGUUAGAAUAAAUUUCUUGUGUGAGUACUAUUGUCCAAGUUCGGACGAAAAAGGUAGAUACAGCAUAUAUAAUAUUACAAGAGUAUAAGGCAUACUAUAUCCAGAAGAAGACUGUAAUUCAUUGUUUUCUAAUGUGAUUACAGCUAUUGUAAAUGUUAGUUUAAAAGGUUUGAUAAAUCUGGAAAAGAUUUUGGUGCACAGAUUCAUCCAUCUCCUCAUAAUAAAGAUGAUUUUGUUGGAAAAUAUAUGACUACAUUUAAAAAAAACAAUGAGGUGAUUAUAAUACAUUUUCAUUGUGCUGUGCAUGCUUAUAUAUGGCAUUAUCAUUUUCUUUAAGUUAUAUUUUCUGUGAUAGUGUCCAUAACAUUUGGAAAGUUAAUCUAGGAUUUUACAAUAAGCUUUUCCAAAUUGGAUUUGAAAAUAUACAUUACAUAUGAUCAAUUAGAUUAACACUUAUAUACUUCUUUUUUAAUCUUUCUUUCUGUUCCACUAACUGCAAUUAUAAGUUUGAUAUCCUUUUGCAUCACGCAAGAAAAUUAGAGGAACCACAUUUCCCAAUUUAAUCUAAUCUUGCAAUGAGAAUUAAUUUGUGUCUUGAUAGAAAAGAAAGCUUCCUGCAAUUUUAUACAUUAUGUAUAACAUUAAAAGAACUAAGUUAUGAAUUGCUGGAUCUAUUCCAUUUGUGAAAUUUAACCAGUAAUUGAAAACAGUGCUUCACCAUUCUUGUAUAUUGCAAAAUGCUCUUAAUACAUACCACAAAAUGUAACUAAGGUAGCUUAAAGGGUUUACGAGUUUUUGAGAGCACCAGAUAUGUCACAAGAUGAUGUCUAAGCACUGCUUAUCGAUUUUCUCUCUCUCUCUCUCUCUCUCUCUCUCUCUCUCUCUCUCUCUCUCUCUCUCUCUCUCUCUCUCUCUCUCUCUCUCUCUCUCUCUCUCUCUCUCUCUCUUUCGCUUGUGUAAUUAUACAGAAUCCAGAAGCUGAUUCCUAAAAGUGCCUUAUUAAGAUAUAUUGCAGUUUAUUCCAUUAAGAAUAGCUUAUAUGCGCAUUGUAUUUAAUAUGAAUUAUAUAAUAUAUGCAUUUCAGCAUGAUUCUUACUCUUCUUAUUUCCUUUUUUCACCAUGUACUUUGUGAUAUCCUUGGUCAUGACACUGAGUGUAUGCUGUAAUUUUUUGUGUAUAUAUAAGGAUUUCUUGAUUAAA
Messenger RNA from Penaeus indicus, 2827 nucleotides. It is a transcript of the gene Vamp7, whose product is annotated as vesicle-associated membrane protein 7-like. Gene Ontology annotation, biological process: exocytosis; vesicle fusion. The transcript is spliced from 7 exons. NCBI's taxonomy places the organism in Eukaryota, Metazoa, Arthropoda, Malacostraca, Decapoda, Penaeidae. Bases 162 to 824 code for a protein of 220 amino acids. The record is from RefSeq and is a predicted model, not a curated record. Gene Ontology annotation, cellular component: membrane; SNARE complex. Gene Ontology annotation, molecular function: SNARE binding; SNAP receptor activity.